AAAUAGUAGUAUAUAGAAUCUUGAAAGUGGAAAUGUUAACUACCGCUAAGAAAUUAAGUUCAGUAUAUAUGAAACAAAUUUCACUGCUGUUUUCUACACCUUCUUCUUCUCCCUUCAUUUCUUCAUCACCUUUUUUAUCAUUUGGUUCCUCAAUUUCUAUAUUUACUAUCCCCUCCAUCAAUCCACGUGUCACUCAAUUCUUGAAUUUAAACUUUCAGUUCAGAACGAUGGCAUCUCACGUUGUUGGAUAUCCUCGUAUGGGGCCCAAAAGAGAGCUUAAGUUUGCGUUGGAAUCUUUUUGGGAUGGGAAGAGCAGUUCCGAGGAUUUGGAGAAGGUGGCAGCUGAUCUUAGGUCAUCCAUUUGGAAGCAGAUGGCUGAAGCUGGUAUUAAAUAUAUUCCGAGCAACACGUUCUCAUAUUAUGACCAGGUCUUGGACACAACUGCUAUGUUAGGUGCAGUUCCGCCAAGAUAUAGUUGGAAAGGUGGUGAGAUUGGUUUUGAUGUAUACUUCCCGAUGGCUAGGGGAAACGCCUCUGUACCUGCCAUGGAGAUGACAAAGUGGUUCGACACCAACUACCACUACAUUGUUCCUGAAUUGGGGCCAGAUGUUAAGUUUUGUUAUGCAUCUCACAAGGCAGUUAAUGAAUACAAGGAGGCUAAAUCGCUAGGUGUUGACACCGUCCCUGUUCUUGUCGGUCCAGUUUCCUUCCUCUUGUUAUCAAAAGCAGCAAAAGGUGUUGAAAAGUCGUUUCCUCUUCUCUCACUGAUUGACAAGAUUCUUCCUGUUUACAAGGAAGUCAUUGCUGAACUGAAGGCAGCUGGUGCAAGUUGGAUUCAGUUUGAUGAGCCUACUCUUGUUAAAGAUCUUGAUUCUCAUCAAUUACGGGCAUUUACUCAUGCCUACUCAGAAUUAGAGUCGUCACUUUCUGGUUUAAACGUCCUCAUCGAGACAUACUUUGCCGAUGUUCCUGCUGAAGCUUUCAAAACAGUGACCGCUUUAAAAGGUGUUACCGCAUUGGGGUUUGAUCUAGUUCGUGGAUCAAAGACUCUUGAUUUGAUCAAGAGCGGUUUUCCUUUGGAAAAGUAUCUUUUCGCCGGAGUAGUUGAUGGGAGGAAUAUAUGGGCCAAUGAUCUUGCUUCUUCUCUGAGUACCUUGCAAGCUAUUGAGAACAUAGUUGGAAAAGACAAGCUUGUGGUCUCCACGUCCUGCUCGCUUCUCCACACUGCAGUUGAUUUAGUGAAUGAGACUAAGUUGGAUGAAGAAAUUAAGUCAUGGCUUGCAUUUGCUGCACAAAAAUUGGUGGAAGUCAAUGCAUUGGCAAAGGCAUUAGCUGGCCAAAGAGACGAGGCGUUCUUCUCUGCUAAUGCUGCGGCUCGCACUUCCAGAAAAUCCUCUCCUAGAGUGAUAAACGAGGCUGUUCAAAAGGCUGCUGCUUCUUUGAAGGGCUCUGAUCAUCGCCGAGCCACAAAUGUCAGUGCAAGGUUGGAAGCUCAACAGAAGAAGCUGAAUCUUCCCGUUCUUCCAACCACUACUAUUGGUUCUUUCCCUCAGACGUUAGAGCUAAGAAAAGUUCGCCGAGAAUACAAGGCUAACAAGAUCUCAGGGGAAGGAUAUGUCAAGUAUAUAACAGAGGAAAUCAGCAAAGUAGUCAAACUCCAGGAAGAGCUAGACAUUGAUGUUCUUGUGCAUGGAGAGCCGGAGAGAAACGAUAUGGUUGAGUAUUUUGGGGAGCAAUUAUCUGGCUUUGCUUUUACAGCCAAUGGAUGGGUUCAAUCAUAUGGAUCCCGCUGUGUUAAGCCACCAAUUAUCUAUGGUGAUGUUAGUCGCCCGAAACCAAUGACCGUCUUUUGGUCUUCACUGGCGCAGAGCAUGAGUAAGCGCCCGAUGAAGGGAAUGCUUACCGGUCCUGUUACUAUUUUAAACUGGUCUUUUGUUAGAGAUGACCAGCCGAGGUUUGAGACUUGCUAUCAAAUUGCUUUGGCUAUUAAGGAUGAGGUUGAAGAUCUUGAAAAGGCUGGCAUUACUGUCAUUCAGAUUGAUGAAGCUGCUUUGAGAGAGGGUUUGCCUCUUAGGAAGUCCGAGGAAGCUUUCUACUUGAACUGGGCUGUACAUUCAUUCAGGAUAACUAACUGUGGUGUUCAAGACACUACACAGAUUCACACCCACAUGUGCUAUUCAAACUUCAACGACAUCAUCCAUUCAAUUAUCGACAUGGAUGCUGACGUGAUCACUAUCGAGAACUCCAGGUCAGAUGAGAAGCUUCUUUCUGUUUUCCGCGAAGGAGUGAAGUAUGGUGCUGGCAUUGGCCCUGGAGUAUACGACAUCCAUUCACCAAGGAUUCCAUCGGCAGAAGAAAUUGCUGACAGAAUCAGCAAAAUGCUUGCAGUUCUUGAUACCAACAUCCUUUGGGUUAACCCUGAUUGUGGCCUCAAGACACGCAAGUACACUGAAGUUAAUCUGGCUCUCAGCAACAUGGUAGCCGCAGCUAAGAUUCUCCGCGCACAGUUGGCCAGCACAAAGUGAGAUAGUCGAUCCAACGAUGAGUCUUGUUUGAAAUUACAAGAGCAGUGUUACUUUUAUGUGCAAGAAUCAGGGAGAACACUCUUCUCCAAGAAAUAAUAUGUAGGCUUCUGAGUCUGGCAAAAUUAGUUGUAUGAAUAUUUCUUUAUCCAUUCUAUUCUAGUGUGGUUUAUUUCAUUCCAAUAGAUAGUGGAGAAAUUUGGGUUCUUUGAAA
Molecule: messenger RNA, 2736 nt
Organism: Nicotiana attenuata
Lineage: Eukaryota; Viridiplantae; Streptophyta; Magnoliopsida; Solanales; Solanaceae
Product: 5-methyltetrahydropteroyltriglutamate--homocysteine methyltransferase-like
Exons: 12
Coding region: 33-2525 (830 amino acids)
Molecular function (GO): zinc ion binding; 5-methyltetrahydropteroyltriglutamate-homocysteine S-methyltransferase activity
Source: RefSeq, a predicted model, not a curated record